UUUCUUUCAAAAUUAGGGGUCUUGAUUCACACGGGGAAAAUCCAGAAACUCCCUCAUUGUUUCUGGUGUAAAGUCUCAACCUUUUUGUCUUAAUGUGGGAGAAUUUUGACUAUUAUGGUGUGAUUGAUUCUCUGUUUUUUUUCUUCAACUUCCUCUAUUUAUUCUUCUGGGUUUUUUUGUCUGUUCUUCAAACAAUUUGGGCUUAAUUUUUUUUUAAAAAGAGGGACGUGUUGAGCUGUUACCACACUCUCUCUUGUUUUCCCCAUCUUUUUCAGCUCAUUACGUCUUUUAAAGUUUCCUCUCUAUGAUUUCUGUCUUUUGGUUGCAAGCUGUAAUUCGACUGAAACCUAAUCUGUCGCAUUGUGCGUUUAGUUCAAAUUAACACUCCGGAUACACACCGAUUCAUCUCCCCCUCUCGGGAAUAGUUCUUCUCUUUACCUCCUUCUUCUUCUUCUCCACCACUAUUAACACGCGUCUGCUUCAUCUUCCUCCCUUUGGUGUUCUUGGUGGCAAUGGUAUUCGAUUUGUAGCCAUUUCCCCCUUUUUCCUUUCUGGGUUUUCUUCUCCGUCUCCUGAUUCCAUCUGGGUUCUCGUCUUUUUUCUCUCUUUCUCUGCAUUUUGGUCGUAAUUUAUCUGUUUCGGUCCGGUGAAGCAAAAAAUGGCUCCUCCGUUUGAAUGGUGGGCUAAAGAGAAUCGGAAAGGCACUCCGGUUGUGGUGAAGAUGGAGAAUCCGAACAAUUGGUCCAUGGUGGAGCUUGAAUCUCCGUCGGAGGGAGAUUUCCUAAUCGGCGGUCAUGCUUCUCCGGUCGGAAUCCGGGACAAAGCCCGGAACAAGAACGCUCGACAGCUCACCUGGGUCCUCCUCCUCAAAGCCCACCGAGCCGCAGGUUGUCUCACCUCUCUCGGCUCCGCAUUGAUCGCCCUCGGCUCUGCCGUCCGCCGCCGCGUCGCCGCCGGACGCACCGACACCGAGCCCGAUGACGCUGACCAAGACGUCUCCUCAUCCUCGUCAUUGUCGCCGUCACCGGAGGCAGAAAACCCGGCAGUGAAAUCGAGAUUCUACUCGUGCAUCAAGGUGUUCUUGUGGAUGUCUAUGCUUCUCCUUGCCUUCGAAGUCGCAGCUUACUUCAAGGGUUGGCAUUUCGGAGCUCCGAAUCUGCAGCUUCAGUACAUCUUCACGAUUUCACCGCUCGGAUUCAAAGGGUUCUUCGAUUGGGUCUACACGCGUUGGGUCCUGCUCCGCGUGGAGUAUCUCGCUCCUCCGCUUCAGUUCCUCACCAAUGUCUGCAUCGUCCUGUUCCUCAUCCAGAGCGUGGACAGGCUCGUCCUCUGUCUCGGCUGUUUCUGGAUCCGCUUCAAGAAGAUCAAACCCGUCCCCAAAUCAGGCGCCGUCUCUGAUCUCGAAUCCGGCGAGAACGGGUUCUUCCCCAUGGUCCUUGUCCAGAUCCCUAUGUGCAACGAGAAAGAGGUUUAUCAGCAAUCGAUCGCGGCUGUGUGUAGCUUGGACUGGCCAAAAUCAAAGCUUUUGAUUCAGAUUCUGGAUGAUUCGGACGAUCCCGUGACCCAGACCUUGAUCAAAGAGGAGGUCCAAAAAUGGCAGGACGAAGGUACUCGGAUCGUGUAUCGACACCGUGAGAUCAGAGAAGGCUACAAAGCUGGCAAUCUCAAGUCUGCUAUGAACUGUAGUUACGUUAAAGAUUAUGAAUUCGUCGCCAUUUUCGACGCCGAUUUCCAGCCCACACCCGAUUUUCUCAAACGAACAAUCCCUCAUUUCAAGGAUAAUGAGGAACUCGGGCUGGUUCAGGCGAGGUGGUCGUUUGUGAACAAGGACGAGAACUUGUUGACGAGACUACAGAACAUAAACUUGGCCUUUCACUUCGAGGUUGAACAGCAAGUGAACGGUGUGUUUUUGAGUUUCUUUGGGUUCAAUGGAACAGCCGGUGUCUGGAGGAUCAAGGCCUUGGAAGAUUCCGGCGGCUGGUUGGAAAGAACCACCGUUGAGGACAUGGACAUUGCUGUCCGUGCUCACCUCCAUGGCUGGAAAUUCGUUUUUCUCAACGACGUCGAGUGCCAAUGUGAAUUACCGGAAUCAUAUGAAGCUUAUAGGAAACAGCAACAUAGAUGGCACUCGGGUCCCAUGCAAUUGUUUCGCCUUUGUUUACCCGCUGUAAUCAAAUCGAAGAUAAGCAUAUGGAAGAAAUUCAAUAUGAUCUUCCUCUUCUUCCUCCUCAGGAAGCUAAUAUUACCUUUCUACUCCUUCACCCUCUUCUGCAUAAUCUUGCCGAUGACAAUGUUUGUCCCAGAGGCCGAGCUCCCUGCUUGGGUUGUCUGCUACAUUCCCGCCAUGAUGUCGUUCCUGAACAUCCUCCCCGCCCCGAAAUCGUUCCCGUUCAUCGUCCCGUACCUCCUCUUUGAGAACACAAUGUCGGUGACCAAAUUCAACGCCAUGGUCUCGGGUCUGUUCCAGCUCGGAAGUGCGUAUGAGUGGGUUGUUACGAAGAAAUCCGGGCGUUCCUCAGAGGGUGAUCUCAUGGGUUUAGUCGAGAAGGAGUCGAAGGAGCGGCCUCGACAUCAAAGGGGGGCAUCUGUACCCGAAACGAAGGUGGAAAUCGAGGAGAAGAAAGCGGAUAUUAUGAAGAAGAAGAAGAAUAAGAAGAAGCACAAUAGGAUAUACAUGAAGGAGCUUUCAUUGGCAUUCCUUCUACUGACGGCGUCGGCUCGAAGCCUAUUGUCCGCGCAAGGAAUCCAUUUCUACUUCUUGUUGUUUCAGGGCAUCUCGUUCCUGCUCGUGGGCCUCGAUCUGAUCGGCGAGCAGAUCGAGUGAUCGCGUAAAUCGGGUUUAGGGUUUUCGUAGGAAAGAGUAUAUAUACAGUCGGGAGGGCAUUGUAGAAGAAACGGAAUAAACCAGAAGGGUGGAGCGACAGAGAAUUAUCCACCCCGACACAAAGGUCUGUACUGUAUCACGACAACAUCAUCCGAAAAAGAAAAAAAACCAUUGUAGAGACAGAAGUAAAAUGGCGGUUGCUGUGUUUGGGUGUGUUGAUAAGGUAAAUCUCUUUUUCUUUUUCUUUUUCUGGAUCUGGUUUUGUUUGUUCUUCUUGAUUUCGGAUUGGCCUCACAUUCUGAUUCUUUGGUUGUCUGGGGGCGAAUUCUUUUGUAAGAAAGAUUUUUUUUUCUCGAUUCAACAGCAAUUUUUUUUUU
Tarenaya hassleriana is the source of this 3201-nucleotide messenger RNA. RefSeq names its product probable xyloglucan glycosyltransferase 12. The record is from RefSeq and is a predicted model, not a curated record. The transcript is spliced from 5 exons. Gene Ontology annotation, molecular function: glycosyltransferase activity. Bases 659 to 2824 code for a protein of 721 amino acids. NCBI's taxonomy places the organism in Eukaryota, Viridiplantae, Streptophyta, Magnoliopsida, Brassicales, Cleomaceae. Gene Ontology annotation, cellular component: Golgi apparatus.